GUAACAGCACAGAUGUGGCUCAUUUGCGGAAGAUGGAGGCAGAGGAGAAAAGCGCUGGGCCGGGGCGCGGAGGGGUAGGUGGUCAGUGAUGCCUGCACGCCCGCCCGCUGGGUCUUCUCUUCCCUCCCAGCCCACCCGAGCCGCGGCGGGCUGCCCUCCGCAGGGCGAUGCCCUCACCUUUCCCUCGGCGCCGGUGCCUGCCGGGCGACUUCUCCCCGUCGGUGGACUCGCGGCCCUGCAGCAGCCCCUGCGAGCUCCCGGGGCCGACAGGGAAGCUCUUCCUGGGGGGCACCCCACCCCGGGCCCUGCGCCUUCCUCGCCGGCUGGCCUGGUGCUCAAUAGACUGGGAACAGGUGUGCCUGCUGCGGCGGCUGGGAGCCGGGGGCUUCGGCUCGGUAUACAAGGCCACCUACCACGGCGUGCCUGUGGCCAUCAAGCAGGUGAGCAGAUGCACCAAGAACCGGCUGGCAUCCCAGCGCAGUUUCUGGGCCGAGCUCAACGUCGCUCGGCUCCGCCACGCCAAUAUCGUGCGCGUGGUGGCCGCCAGCACGCGCACACCAGCGGCCUUUGACAGUCUGGGCAGCAUCAUCAUGGAGUUCGGCGGCAACGUCACCUUACACCAGGUCAUCUAUGGCGCUACGGGCUGUCCAGAGGAGGACGGGCCUCCCUGCAGUGCUGGGGAGCAAUUGAACUUGGAGAAGUGUCUCAAGUAUUCCCUGGAUGUGGUCAGUGGCCUGCUUUUCCUGCACUCCCAAGGCAUUGUGCACUUGGACCUGAAGCCAGCGAACAUUCUGAUCAGUGAGCAGGACGUCUGCAAAAUCAGCGACUUUGGUUGCUCCGAGAGGCUGGAAGAUCUGCGCUUCCGGCCUCGGCACCACCUGGGCGGCACGUACACCCACCGAGCCCCCGAGCUCCUCAAAGGCGAGCCCGUCACCCCAAAAGCGGACAUCUACUCCUUUGCCAUCACCCUCUGGCAGAUGACCACCAGGCAGGUGCCUUACUCAGGGGAGCGUCAGCACGUGCUCUACGCGGUGGUGGCCUACAAUCUCCGUCCGUCCCUCUCGGCGGCAGUCUUCACCGAGUCCGUCUCUGGGAAGAAACUGGAGGACAUCAUCCAGUGCGGCUGGACGGCCCCUGCGCAGCAGCGGCCCAGCGCACAACUCCUCCUGUUGGACCUUCGCACUCUACAAGCUGAACUGGGCUGACCCGAAACGUGUGGCCGGAUAAGCAUUUGUCUUUGUUGCUGUUCAUUUUUAACAAGAGAAGAUGUAGGCAAAAACAAAAACAAAAAACAUUGAGGUAGGAUGGAUUUUUAGAAAAUAAAGUUACCAAAAACUCC
Molecule: messenger RNA, 1339 nt
Organism: Phacochoerus africanus (Common warthog)
Lineage: Eukaryota; Metazoa; Chordata; Mammalia; Artiodactyla; Suidae
Gene: MOS
Product: MOS proto-oncogene, serine/threonine kinase
Exons: 1
Coding region: 168-1205 (345 amino acids)
Biological process (GO): protein phosphorylation
Molecular function (GO): protein kinase activity; ATP binding
Source: RefSeq, a predicted model, not a curated record